AUGUUUGUGAACGAGGUCCCGCGUGGAGCGUGGGAGGCGGGCGUGGAGCGGCAGGUCGACUCGGCGAAAGCACGUCAAUGUGCAGCGACAGGGCCGGGCUUCUCGGGUUGGAAUAUGGCUGGGGAGCAAGAUUCCAUGAAUCGCCGUUGGGAAUCGAUGGCUGCACCAGUCGCCGAGCAGGUGGAUGUGGAUGUGGAUGAGGACAGCAGCUGGGAGCCUGCGCGUCUUUCACUGUCGUGCCUGUGCCCAUCCUUUCUUAGCUCAGCGGGCAGGCUGGUAGGCUGGCAGGCAGAGGGAGGGCACCCAGCACCCAGCACCCAGCACGCGCCAGGGCCGGCACGGGCCACCGAGACCGCCGCUGCAGCCAAUCAUAGCGCCCAUACGGCCAGCCGCGCUAGCUCUUCCGAGCGAUUUCGUGUUUCGCAUCCGCUUUCCACCACCGCCCGGAGCCUGGCAACUCCAAAAAUUCACCGCGACCCCGAAUCACAGAUGCUUCCGUGGAUUAAACAUCAAGUUACCAUGUCUGCCAACGUCCGCAUUUGCAGCGAUUCCGAUAUGAAAUCGGCUCCCUCGGUGCAUCCGCCGCGGUCGCCAACUUUUACACAUUUCAAUUGA
This is a messenger RNA of Neoarthrinium moseri, 615 nucleotides long. RefSeq lists its product as uncharacterized. The record is from RefSeq and is a predicted model, not a curated record. NCBI's taxonomy places the organism in Eukaryota, Fungi, Ascomycota, Sordariomycetes, Amphisphaeriales, Apiosporaceae. The coding region runs from base 1 to 615 and encodes 204 amino acids. The transcript has a single exon.